Dunckerocampus dactyliophorus (ringed pipefish) is the source of this 8377-nucleotide messenger RNA. It is a transcript of the gene nin, whose product is annotated as ninein (GSK3B interacting protein). Gene Ontology annotation, cellular component: mitotic spindle pole; centrosome; centriole. The record is from RefSeq and is a predicted model, not a curated record. Gene Ontology annotation, molecular function: calcium ion binding. Bases 109 to 6414 code for a protein of 2101 amino acids. Gene Ontology annotation, biological process: centrosome-templated microtubule nucleation; centrosome localization; microtubule anchoring at centrosome. NCBI's taxonomy places the organism in Eukaryota, Metazoa, Chordata, Actinopteri, Syngnathiformes, Syngnathidae. The transcript has 28 exons.
GUGUGUGUGGGUGUGUGUGUGUGGGUGUGUGUGUGUGUGUGUGUGUGUGUGGGUGUGUGUGUGUGUGUGUGUGUGUGUGCGUGCGUGCGUGCGUGUGGUGAUCUCUAGAUGUUUCCACCCUGUGUAUGCCGGGUGCUGUCCUGUGGGAUGGAUGCCGUCCAAGAGCAGGACCACUAUGAGGAGCGCCUAAAGGAACUUUUCAGCAGCUUCGAUGCCACCGGCUGUGGCUCCCUGCGGCAGGAGGAGCUCGCCGACCUCUGCCUGUCACUUCACCUGGACGAUGUCACCCCAGCCCUACUGGACUCCCUGCUGCACGACCGGGACCGCCUCACCGCCAGGGUGGACUUUCACCAGUUCAAGGAUGCUCUCAUUCUGCUUCUGUCAUCCGGCAUCGAGGCUCCCCGAGCGGAGCAGGACGCCCCGCAACCCAGAACAGAGUCUCCCGAGAUCCAACCAAAGUUUGUGAAAGGCGGCAAACGAUACGGCCGCCGCUCCACGCCCGAAUUCAUCCACACCGUAUCAGACUCUUGCAAGGACGACGUGCACGCCGACCACCGUCCGCAGGGCGAGGACGCCAAGGACAACUGCGACUCAGCCAUUCCCAGGAAGCGUGAGCGUUGGAACGCUGACGAAAGAAACACAGAGGAGUACGAAGCAGAAGGCCAGAUGCAUCUGUGGAACCCCGACGAGUCCAGCGCGCCUCGAGCGUCCGCAGCGGCCCUCUGUUCCGAGCAUCUCGAGGCGAGGCUUCAAGAGGCCUGCAAGGACUUGUCCAUACCGUGGGACGGAUGCGCCACUUGCGCCGAUCUGCUGGCUCUGUGUGACUCUCUGGGAGUGGAGAUGAGUGACGACGUGGUCCGGAGUCUCAGCGGUGACGGGUGGAUAGACGUUCAAGAGUUCGUCUCCAUGGUUCGAAGCUACAGCAAACCCACCACCCCGUCCGCCUCCACUCCUUACAGGCAGCUUAAACGACACCAUUCCACGCAGCCCUUUGACGAGGUGGGCCGCAGGAUCGCCACCGGCUCUGCCCUGAUGAGCACCAUUGGCACGCGACUCUUCUCCUGCCUGGACGACGGCACCGGCUUCACUCUGGUGGAGUCCGUCAUGGACGCCUGGACCGAUGAGGGCGUUGAAAACGGCACCGAGAUCCUGCAGGCGUUGAAUUUCAGCCUGGACGGCAGGCUGAGCCUGUGUGAUCUCGCCGCGGCGCUUGAAAAUGAAAUCCUGGCCACCAAGAACGGCAUCCACCGAGCAGCGCUGGCCAGCUUCAAAGCAGAGAUCAGGCAUCUCCUAGAGCGUGUUGACAGAGAGCUCGGGGAGAAAGAGAAACUCCGAUCGGACCUGGAAAGGGCGGAGAGACUUAAAAACCAACUGGCCACUGAGGUGGAUGAGCAUCACUCGUCAAUAGAGCACACAAACACCCUCAAGCUCCGGAAGCUGGAGCAGGGCCACCGAGAGAAGAUGGCCACCGUCCGGUCAGAGAUGAUGAAGGAGAUGGACCAGAUCCGCCAGCAGGCGGCCCAGCAGCGCGAGGAGCUGGAGGCCCAGAUGGAGAAGAUCAAGGACGACGAAUCCUUCCUCAGGGACCAUCUCUCCAUCUCCGUGAAGGAAAACAGGCGUCUGGAAGUGGAGUUGCUGGACUGCAGUGAAAAACUCUUGGAGGCUGAAGGCCAGGUGGCAAAGCUGCGGGCCAGUUUGGACAACAUCAUGAAGGAAAAAUUUGGUGACUUGGACCCCGGCAGUGUGGACUUCUUCCUCCAGGAGGAGCGCAUGAAGCAGCUACGACUGGGUUAUGAAGCACAGUGCAGGGAAUUGCAGGAUCGUGUGGACGAGCUGCAGUCAGAGGUGCGAGACUUCAACACCCUGGGCCGCCCCCACCAGCCCUGCCACAAGCCUCUGUCUGAGGAGCUGGAGAGCAAAAGUCCUGCCAUGGAGUCUGACCCAGGCCUCGGCUCUGAGGAGGUUCAUCCUUUCAGCAUGAGUCUGGAGGCGGAGAUGAUGCUGGAGCAGCAGAAGGAGCAACAUCUUCAGCAAAUGGACGAGUUGAGGAAGCAGCUGGAAGGCAAAAUCAGUGAAUUCAAAGCAACGCUUGAACAGCAGAGGGCGACCCACCAGGACCAGAAGGACACGCUGGCCCUCGAGUACCAGCAGGAGGUGCGGGCCUUGAGGGAGGAGCUGGACGGCACGCGGGAGCUACAGAGCCAUCUCGAACAGGCGGCGCUGGAGAGGACCCGUGUGGAGCAACAGCAGGUGGAGGAGGUGAGCGCCCUGAGGCGGCAGCUGCUAGCGGCCCAAACUAGCGCUGGAGAACUGGAAGAGCAGCUGAGGAACCUGCAAGAGAAAGCAGUCGAUCAGAACCUUCUUCCUGAGAUGGAGGAGCUUAAAAAGCAACAUGCCGGUGCGAUGAAGACACUAGAGAAGAAGAACGUGGAGCUGUUGGAAAGCAGACUGAAAGAGGAGAGGAAUAAAUGCCAGGAAGAGAAGGACACGCUUGAGAAGAGCUGGUUUGAUAGUUUUGAGAAGGAGAAGCAACUGCUGAGACAAAGCCAUGAGGUGGAACUGAGAACCAGGCUAGAGGAGGCCAAGUCCAGCUUCGAGGAGGAACAAGGUCGGUCCGUGCAGAGGCUGACGGAGGAGUGGCAGAAGGAGCGAGCUCAGCUGGACGAGCAGAACGAGUCCCUGCGGACGCUACUUGAGGAGGAGAUGCUGAGACUGCUCAGGGAGCAGGAGGAGAAGGAGAGCCAGGUCCGGGAGCAGUGGGAGAGCGAGCGGGCUCGCCUCGUGCGGUGCCAGGAGGAGGCGCUCCUCAAGAGCGUGGCUCACGAGCGGGCAGAGCACGAGCGCAAGGAGCGGAAACUGAAGCGGGAGCAGGAGGAGCAGCGGCUGCAGUUGGAGGACGACUACAAGGAGAUGCUCCGGGAAAGGCUGGACGAGGAGCGGGAGAAGCACCGAGCGGAGAAGGAGGAGAUGGAGGAGAGGCUGAGAGGCCUGAUGGACGUGGAGAGAGCGGAGCAGGAGGAGAGCCACCGGGAGGCCUUGCGGGAGCUGACGCUCAAACACGCCGAGGAGAGGAGCACGCUCAGCGGCCUGCUGGACAAACUACGCGACGACAUCGCUCAGGAGAGGCAGCACAUGGAGGUGAGCUUCUGCCAGAAAAUCAAGGAAGUAGAGCACCGUUUCUCAGGCGACCAAGAGUCCGUAGCCGAGCGCUUUCGGGCGGACGUCGAGACGCUGGAGCGGCACUACGAAAGCCAGCUGAAGCAGCUGUCACAGAGCCACGCCCAGCAGAAGCUCCACUGGGAGGCGAGGCUGCAGAGGGCGCUCAAGGGCGCCGAGGAACAAAGAGAAAGUACUGAGGAAGCAGGGAGACGGAAGCAGGAGUGGGCCGAAGAGCAAAUUGAGCUGGAGAGGGUGCAUGAGGAAGUUGUGGAAGCAAUGGCGAAGAAGAACCAGGCGUUGCAGCAUGAGAUGGAGAGCAUCAGCAGGACGUCCCAGACCAAAGAAAUGGAGCUAAGUUUCCAGCUGAAAGAACUCCACAACCGGCUUCAGGAGAACCUGCAGGCCAACCAUCGGCUUCUCGCUCAGUCUGAAAAGGAAGCAAUGGAUGCCGAACUCUUGCUCAGCCAGACAGUGGAAGACUUCCGGCAGGAGAGGAUGGACCUUCUGAACAGCCUCUCGCAGCUGGAGACAAAAUACAAGGAGAUGCUUUCCAUUUCUGAAAGACAGACAGCCGAGAGGAUUCAAUUGCUUACUGAGCGCGACGACAUGAAGCUAAGGAUGGAGGAGCUGGAGAAGCUCCUCAGACAGGCAGCAGAUGACUUUGAUGUGGACAGGAGGGAGCUACAAGAACAUGUGGUCAUUCUUGAGGAGAAGUUGAAAGGAAGCCCUGCCAAGGCUCUGGACAGUGACAAACGGAUAAAGAUAUCAUUUGUCAGUUGUCCAGGCGAAGUGAUUGGAGAUCGAGACACGGUGAUGGAGAUCAAUGCGCUGGGGGAACCCCCUGUAGACGUCCCAAAUAUUGACCAGGAACCGUGUGAAGAACGAGACCCCGUGCCACAAGUGAAGACGGAAGCAAACGAGAACGAAGUCCAGAUAUCUGAUCUGAACAACUCUUGGACUCAGAAGGACGUGAUGUGCAAUGAUCCGGAAGCCUCCGCUUUUGAGGAACCUGAGGAUGGCCCCGAAGGGUGUUUGGUUACCAGAGAAGAACACUCUGAGAUGACCACCUGCUGCCAACCUGAGGACUCUGAGACCAAAGAAGACAAGGAUGCUUCCUCAAACCGAGAGUUCCGAUUUGAAGACUUUGACUCAUCACUUGAGGCAUCUGGAGCUUUACAAUCGCUCAGAGAGGAACAUGAGCCCUCUCCUAGCUCGGAAAAGCUUUCACAUGGAGACAAGUGGGACAAGGAGCGUGGUUCCUUGGUACUCUGGCAUUCAGGUGAAGCAUUUCUAGAUGUUAAUCCUGGUUCAGACACCGGGGAACGUGUGGGACAAAAUGCUGUUUUUGAACUCCAAGCUUUAUACCACAAAGCCAAGGACGAGAACGUUCUCCUGCAGGAGAAGAUCUCCCUACUCCAGCAGAAGACGGAACUACUCCAGAGUCUCUUGGAGCACAACAGCAAGAAGAUCCUAAUGGGCCACGAGUACCUGGAGGAGAACUACAGCCUCAAAGUGAAAAUGUUUCUGCUGCUGGAGCACAUCAAAGUGCUGGAGAUGAAGGCCUUGAAACUGAAACAACUUCAGGUUCUCCAUGACGAUUGCCUGCGUGAGAACGCCCAACUGAAGGAACAAAAUGAUGAACUUAAAAAGAGCGUUCAGAGCCUGGAAAAGAACAUCUCUCCCGAUUUCCACGACGGACGGAUGUCUCUUUUGGACGAGAUCAGCGUGAUGCGAGAGGAGAACCGUAAGCUUGCAGAGUUGUUCAGGGAGUUUGACUUGGAUUCAGGUCCUCCUCAGAGUCCAAGCAGCUCUUGGGAGUCUUGUCCUUCAGAGGACAUCGACUGUGACUUGGAGGUGAACACCACCAAUCUUCAUAGAGACACCUCGGAGCUCCAAGGAAAGGACGCAGCCACACAAGCCGAUAGAUCCGCAGCCGCCCGCCUCACUGACGAAAACGUCAGCCUCAAGCAGAAGAUUUCUUCGCUGGAAGAAGAAGACCUGAAACGAGCUCGGGAAGAUCUGACGCACACACUGGAGCAGCUCAAUCACGAGAAGGUCUUGGCUGAGCAGGCGGCGGAGGAGUUCAACAAACAGAUGUCCCAUCUUCACUCGCAAAGCCGGCAGUUGCAGAGCGAGAACGGGACGCUGGCGGAGGAGAACGGCCGCAACCUCGCCGAAGCGGAGACGCUGAAGACGCAGCUGGUGGAGCUGAUGAAGGGCAGCGAGAGGAGGGAGGUGUUCGCUGGCGAGGAGAGGAAAGAGCUGGCAGCGUGCGUGCGCUCUCUGGAAGCCGAAUUGACCAAAGCUCUGAAGGACACUGCCAGACUGGAGGACAGGAACUCCCAGCUGGCCCAGCAGGUCUCUGAGCUCCAGGAGAAGGUGAAGACCACAGACGAGACCCUCCAGACCGUGGGCCAUCAAAGAGCUUGCUUUAAGUCAGAGCUCCGCGUCGUGCAGCAGGGCCGGGACGCCCUCCUCCAGGACGUUGCGGCGCUGCACAAGCAGCUGCAGAAUGCCAACAAUAAGAACCGUGUUUUGGAGCAGGCCUUGCACUUUGCUGCCGUCCAGAGUCCCAGCAAGAAGCUCUGCAGAGACGACCCGGACAGUAAGGCUGGCAGCAUCCUGUCCCACGGGCACCAGCGACUCUUGUCUGUCAUCAAAGCCUUGGAGCAGGAGAACGCCUCCUUGAGGCUAGAAGGAGACACCCAGAAGUUGGUGAUCAAUGACCUCGCCGCCAGGGAGGGACUCGCACAGAUGGAGAAGCUUCAGGGGGAAAACGAGGCGCUCAAGGACCAAGUGGAGAGACUGACUGCUCAACUGUUAGAGUCAUUCCAGGCUCAUUUCGCGGGACUCCUGCCCGUGUCGCCCCGCAGGAUGGCGAGGAGACGCGGCGCUGAGGGCGAUGCGGACGACGCGCAGGACGCCCGUGAGCGCAGAAUGGAGCGCAUGGAGGCGAGGAUGAAGGAGAUCGAAGCGUCGCUGCGUAACGUCAAGCUGCUGCUCCGGGAGAAGGUGGCUCAGCUCAGAGAGCAGGUUCACAAGAACAGCAUCGCCGAUGUGCUGAUCCGAGACCUGCACUCCGAGAACGGCCGACUGCUGAAGGCCCUGGAGGCGUCCAAGCGUAGACGACAAAAGGCCGAGGAGAAGACCACCCGCCUGGCCGAGGGCGAUGUGCUCCCCUUGCACGGGAGAGGAUGCGGUCCCGACCCCCCACCCCUUCUGGCGUCACCGUGGUCCAACUUGAAAUGCUCCUGACGCGCCGUCGUCGCUUUAAGGCGCGUAACGUGUUCCUCUUCUAUACUACAGUAAAUACAGGAUGUACCAAAGACACAUUUACUGUACACGUGAAAUCACGGCCAGCUAGCUGCUUAUUGCAGCGCCUUCACCGGUCAUCACGCAUUUAUGGGGGCGUCGGCAAGCUGACGUCUGUUCUAGUCCAAAGACAAGCAGUGGCGUCGCACACGUCAUGUGACCAUUGACACCCCGUACGUCAGAGGUGUCCGCAAUGUGGCUUUUUAUCGGCACGCGGCGGACUCUGGAAAUGUCAAUCAGCAAGAAAAGUUCACCAAAAAAAACAGCAAAAUGGGGAAAAAUAUUUGAGCAACAUCAAGUUGGUCAGGAUAUUAUGACAAACAAACGAGUGAAGUUGAGGUUGGGUAGAAGUUAGAAUAGAAUACGAAUGAUAUUAUCAUUUAUCAAAUUAGAAUCUAAAAAAAUAGUUUGGGGGGGGAGCAGGAAUGGGAACAAAAGCAGCUGUCAUUGUCUGAGGAUGAGGUCAGAAGUAGCCAUGUUUUGAGGAACCAAAUAAAGAAGAUCAUUGCAAAGAUUAUGGAAGAAGACUAAUGUAGAAAAAUGCUUUUUUUGUGGGAAUAUUAUGAAAACCAAUGAGAGGACGAGUGAAGUUGUCAUUUAUGGAAAAGCUUGGGUCGAAGUUAGCAUGCGACAACGAAGCCAAUGUUAGCAGAACAAAGACAAAAACAGAAACCAGCGGUAAUUCAAUGAGAAUGAGGUCCAAAUAUUCACAGGAAAAAAAAGAUGGAACGAGAAAAAAUUGUUCAAAUUUGACAACAGGAAGCUUUUAAAAAUAAUAAGUCCAAAUGUUAAAGGAAAAGUCAAUAUUUUGAGGAACAAAAUAAAGAUAAUCACAAAUAAGUCGUAAUGUUCUGAGAAACGCACAAAACAAUGAAUACGUUUGUCAUUUUUGGAAAAUGUUACCGGGAAAAAGUCAAAAUGUGAGAAAAUUGACAAAGAUUAUGGAAGAAGGGAAAAGUGUGGGGUGGGGGGAAAGCAAAGUAGAUACUAAUAACACUGUUUGCUUUUUCGCCUGUCCUGCGUGUGCUGUAGCAUAUCGACUGCACGUGUGUUGCUUUACAAAACAUCAAAGUGGAAAAGUUGCAUCCUUUCUUUUUUCCACCAUGUGGCCCCUGCUGGAAAAACCUUCGGACACCCCUGACGUACAAACAUUUCACCCUUUACUUCCAUCUGACCUACAAGGUGGCACCUUGUGUUUGAAAGCCGUCCAUUGGAGCCUGCCGGCAUUUCGAGGUCAAAACAAGAUGAAAACACAAAGCGCCAUCUCUGAGUGCUCACAGCCACCGCAACCGCUUGGAACGUCCCGCUGUUGUACCAAGCGACAGACGUGCAACAAGCAAACCAAAGUGACUUGUGGGAUUUUAUGUGAAGAAAGUUGCACUUUUGUUUGGAAUAUCCAACUUUGUAGAACUUCAUUUAUCAGGCAAGGAGAAGACGUCCUUUAUGAGGAUGAUCAUGUGAGUACAACCAUUAGUUGGAUUACUGCCACAAACUUGUUAUACAACCCAGUGUGUGUGUGUGUUCGCAUCCAUCAUUUAUCGUUCUCUUUUUUUCUUGUAAGGUAAAAACUAAGUGUUGCACUCAUGACUGUGAUUAUGAUUAUUAUGCAUACAGUGUUACUGAAUAUGAUACAGGAUGUAACAUGUCACGGAUCUUUGUUACUGCAACAAAAGAUAAAUAUGUAUAAAGAUAUAUAUGUGUGUGUGUAUAUGUAUAUGUAUAUGUAUAUAUAUAUAUACACUGCUCAAAAAAAUGAGAGGAACACUUGGAAAACACAUCAGAUCUAAACUGGGGGGAAAAUGAUGUUGAAUAUGUUUCCUGAUAAUAAGUGGGUGAUGUAUUAGUAACAAAAUGAUGCCACAUCAUUUGAUAGAAAUGAAAAUGAUCACCCUAUAGAGGGGGGAAA